This is a messenger RNA of Pyrus x bretschneideri (Chinese white pear), 543 nucleotides long. RefSeq names its product lysine histidine transporter-like 8. The transcript has 2 exons. Gene Ontology annotation, cellular component: plasma membrane. The coding region runs from base 1 to 543 and encodes 180 amino acids. The record is from RefSeq and is a predicted model, not a curated record. NCBI's taxonomy places the organism in Eukaryota, Viridiplantae, Streptophyta, Magnoliopsida, Rosales, Rosaceae.
AUGUGUUUUCUUCCUCUGGCCAUAGGUGGAUUUUGGGCUUUCGACAACAAGGUACCCACUUCCUAUAGAGGAGUAUUAAUCUUGGUUUCACAAUUCCAUGGACAUAAAAACACUUCAAAAUUUGUACUUGGAUCAUUUUGCAUGCUUGUGGUGAUACACUGCUUAAGCACAUUCCAAAUCUUUGGCAUGGUGGCUUUUGAUAAUCUGGAGUCAGAGUACACUAUCAGGAAGAACAAGCCGUGUCCAAGGUGGCUUCGCGUAGCUUUACGCAUUUUCUUCGGAGGAGUGGAAUUCUUCAUAGCAGUUGCUCUUCCAUUCUUGGGAAGCCUGGCACCUCUAAUCAGAGGGUUGACAUUGCCUUUGGCAUAUGCUUACCCUUGUUUCAUGUGGAUUUUAAUCAAGAAACCAAAGCAAAAAGGAGCAGUGUGGUGGAUUAACAUGGGACUUGGAUGCUUAGGCUUGGCUUUGAGUGUCAUUUUAGUUGUUGCAGCAGCUUGGAAUUUAGCUGACAAAGGUCUAAAUGCCAACUUCUUUAAGCCUUAA